AUGAUUAGCUUGUACGAGGAAGGCGGCAGCGGUAGCGGCCUCUCCAAGUUCGAGAGCAUCGACUUCCGCGAUCCAUACCUCUUCUACAACGACGCGGGAUCGAGGUAUCGGAUGCCGGGACCCAACCCGGGCACCGUAUACCGCGUAGCCCGAGGUCCGCUCCGCAUACCACGCGACGGCUCGUGCAGUAGCCUCAAUGGCCGGAGACGACAGGCCGUCAGGUCGUGCCCGCGGUUUGGCAGACCAGAUGAGCGCAUCUACUUUGGCUGUCUGGGCGACUAUGUUGACGAGCAGGGCAAGUGGCUCUGGGGUGGUAACCUGAGCACGGGGCGGGUAGUGUCAGCAGAUACGGCUGGCUACCUAGACAUUGCCCCAGAAUUCCGCAAGGCUCUCAUAGAGAGGACUCUUUUGCCUCUGCCGGAGCAUGUCUUAUCCUCUCUAUCAUCUCGCCGGGGCCCUCCGCGGAGAUCGCCGUCACCAACCCUUCUGGACCUGCAGGCUGACCUCGUCAUCGCCUCGUUCAACGUCCAAGAGCGCAACGCCCACUCCUUCGAGCCCGCUCCUUCGACAUGGUGCUUCAGGCCGAUGGCACCGACAACGGCCAGCGCCUAA
Messenger RNA from Geosmithia morbida, 612 nucleotides. RefSeq names its product beta-fructofuranosidase. NCBI's taxonomy places the organism in Eukaryota, Fungi, Ascomycota, Sordariomycetes, Hypocreales, Bionectriaceae. The coding region runs from base 1 to 612 and encodes 203 amino acids. The transcript is spliced from 2 exons. The record is from RefSeq and is a predicted model, not a curated record.